Prunus avium (sweet cherry) is the source of this 1350-nucleotide messenger RNA. Lineage: Eukaryota; Viridiplantae; Streptophyta; Magnoliopsida; Rosales; Rosaceae. The record is from RefSeq and is a predicted model, not a curated record.
UCAGAGUGAGCGAAACACAGAGGGACACACGUAGCAGUUGCAGAGUGUGGUGGAAACUAGAAAAGAUAACCAAAAUGUCAUCUUUAUCGGCUACCCUGAAUCUCUUAAGACCUUCUCUUGCUCCACCACCGCCCUCCUUGAGGUUUUGUGAUGUGAGAAAUUCUGCUUCUUCAUAUUGUACAUCUCGAAGGCUCGCUCUCUUUCACCUCGGCUCUGCUCUACCUCAGUCACAACUAUUAGGCGCAAAAGCAUCUGAGUUGCUAAGAGGAGAGAGAAACACACUAGAGGCUGCCCCAGUUGCAAAUUUGGCACAAGCAGGCACCGCUAUCACCAAGGAAAAUGCUUUGGAGUGGGUAAAAAAUGACAAACGAAGAAUGCUUCAUGUUGUCUAUCGUGUUGGGGACUUGGACAAGACUAUAAAAUUCUAUACCGAAUGUUUGGGGAUGAAGCUGUUAAGAAGGCGUGACAUACCAGAGGAGCAAUAUUCAAAUGCUUUUCUCGGAUAUGGGCCAGAAGAUUCCAAUUUUGUUGUUGAACUUACAUACAAUUAUGGAGUAGACAAGUACAACAUUGGGACUGGUUUUGGCCAUUUUGGUAUUGAUGUUGAAGAUGUCAGCAAAUCAGUGGAACUGAUAAAGGCAAAGGGAGGGAAAGUUACCAGGGAACCUGGCCCUGCUAAAGGUGGCAGUACAAUAAUUGCUUCUGUUGAGGAUCCUGAUGGCUAUACGUUUGAGCUUUUGGAGAGAGGGCCUUCACCUGAGCCCUUAUGUCAAGUGAUGCUUCGUGUAGGCGAUCUUGACCGUGCUAUUAAUUUUUAUAAGAAGGCUUUUGGGAUGGAACUUCUUCGCAAGAGAGAUUAUCCUGAGUACAAGUAUACAUAUGCCCUGAUGAGCUAUGGUCCUGAAGAUAAGAAUCCAGUGCUUGAACUGACGUACAACUAUGGGAUCACAGAUUAUGACAAAGGAAAUGGUUAUGCACAGAUCGCAAUAGGCACAGAUGAUGUUUACAAGAGUGCAGAAGCAAUCAAACUCUAUGGAGGGAAGAUUGUUCUUGAACCUGGGCCUUUGCCAGGUAUCAACACAAAGAUAACUGCUUGCCUUGACCCUGAUGGCUGGAAAUCGGUCUUUGUUGAUAAUGUUGAUUUUAUGAAGGAAUUGGAGUGACUAAAAGCAUCACCAAAGACUCUAAAUUGAGUCCAUGGGAAGAGUUGUAACAAUUUUGACUGUAGAUUAUUCUAACCUGCCAAUUUUAUUUAUCUUGAAGCAGUCCCGGAGAGAACAUACCCAAACCAAACUUGUAGAUAUAGCACUCUGUACAAGACUGUAACAUCUGUUAUAAGUGCCAUCCUUG